AUGUUUUUCAAAUUUGUUGAGGAAAGGUACCUCCCUAGUGAUAUUUUCUUUCAAAGUGCUGGCAUUGUAAAUCGGAGCAAAAUUGUAGGUAGAAAAGUUGUACACAGAAAAAAAAGUAAACAUCUUUGUAAAACUUUGUUCGCUCCAAUCGAAAUGUAAAAUUUCAUGACUAUUAAUUUCGGAAGGGAUAAAUAAUUUAAAAAAUAGGUAUCAACAUUUUCAACUAUCGACAGAGUUUCGGUCGACAUUAACCGACAAUACGUAAAUGAAAUAUAUAAUUAUUCAAAAUAUGAAAUAAUUUUAAAAUUUUCCGAUAGUAUUUAUAUACUAGUAUAGGCAUUUAUAAAUUACACCCAACUAGGUACCUAUUUGUUAUAAAAACAUGUAUAAGAAUUUUCCAAAAUAAACAAGNCAAAGGAGCCAUACACGACGUGGUGCUCGUGGGCGGUUCUACGAGGAUCCCGAAAAUCCAGAGUCUCCUCCAAAACUUCUUCUGCGGUAAGCCACUGAACCUGUCCAUCAACCCGGACGAGGCGGUAGCGUACGGCGCUGCCGUACAAGCGGCCAUUCUCGGCGGCGACACGAGUUCUGCUAUCCAAGACGUGUUGCUCGUGGACGUGACCCCUCUGUCACUCGGCAUCGAGACCGCGGGCGGCGUGAUGACCAAGAUCGUCGAGCGCAAUUGCACCAUACCGUGCAAACAAACCCAGACAUUUACUACUUACGCGGACAACCAACCGGCCGUCACUAUACAGGUAUUCGAAGGAGAAAGAGCCAUGACCAAGGACAACAACCUGUUGGGAACUUUCGACCUGACCGGCAUACCUCCGGCGCCCAGAGGUGUACCGAAAAUCGAUGUAACUUUCGAUCUGGACGCUAACGGUAUUCUGAACGUGUCGGCCAAGGACAACAGUUCCGGUCGUUCCAAGAACAUUGUCAUCAAAAACGAUAAGGGUCGUUUGUCUCAAGCCGAAAUCGAUCGUAUGCUCAGCGAGGCCGAACGAUACAAAGAGGAGGACGAACAACAAAAAGUCAAGAUAGCGGCAAAGAACCAGUUGGAGAGCUACGUGUACGGCGUGAAACAAGCGUUGGACGAGGCCGGUGACAAGUUGACCGAAUCCGAGAAAAACGCAGGUAAACAACAGUGCGAAGCGGUCAUCCAGUGGUUGGACAACAAUCAGUUGGCGGACAAAGAAGAGUUCGAGCACAAACUAAAGGAACUGCAGAAGAGCUGUUCGGAGCUAAUGAUGAAAUUACACGGCGGACAAGCCGGAGGACCACAGGCCGGGUCGCCUGGAGGUUGCGGAUUCCCCGGAUCACAAUCUCGAGGACCGACGGUUGAAGAAGUCGAUUAAUUAUUAUUUGAUUGUAUUAAUGUGACUUUUGUUGUAUCGUGUUAUUUAUUUUCUUGUAAAAUAUUCUCAAAUGUUCCAACUAUUAGACUGAUUUUUUUUAUGUUUUUCAAAUAUUUGUACCUAUGUAUAUGUUAUUUUAGUUUUUUAAUAUAAUUCAUUAUGUACUUAGUAUUUUAUUUUCGCGAAAAUAAAUUGUACCUUAAAAGAACAUUUAUUGGCUUUUUAUUUUUCUAGUGUUAUGUGCUAAUCUAAUUUACCCUGCAAAUAACCUCCAGCAGGUAUUAUUCUUCGAUUGUCGAUUAUUGAACUUUUUCUGAAGGGAAAUAUGACGGG
This is a messenger RNA of Cinara cedri, 1688 nucleotides long. NCBI's taxonomy places the organism in Eukaryota, Metazoa, Arthropoda, Insecta, Hemiptera, Aphididae. The record is from the annotation of a GenBank genome assembly.